CGCCAGAACGCCGCCGCGCCGCCAUCAUGGACACCAGCCGUGUGCAGCCUAUCAAGCUGGCCAGGGUCACCAGGGUCCUGGGCAGGACCGGCUCUCAGGGACAGUGCACGCAGGUGCGCGUGGAAUUCAUGGACGACACGAGCCGAUCCAUCAUCCGCAAUGUAAAAGGCCCGGUGCGUGAGGGCGACGUGCUCACCCUUUUGGAGUCAGAGCGAGAAGCCCGGAGGUUGCGCUGAGCUUGGCUGCUCGCUGGGUCUUGGAUGUUGGGUUCGACCACUUGGCCGAUGGGAAUGGUCACAAUGUGCUCCU
This is a messenger RNA of Symphalangus syndactylus (siamang), 309 nucleotides long. Its product is annotated as small ribosomal subunit protein eS28. Lineage: Eukaryota; Metazoa; Chordata; Mammalia; Primates; Hylobatidae. Gene Ontology annotation, biological process: translation; maturation of SSU-rRNA; ribosomal small subunit assembly. Gene Ontology annotation, cellular component: ribosome; cytosolic small ribosomal subunit. Gene Ontology annotation, molecular function: structural constituent of ribosome. The record is from RefSeq and is a predicted model, not a curated record.